Symbiodinium sp. CCMP2592 is the source of this 1251-nucleotide messenger RNA. The record is from the annotation of a GenBank genome assembly. Lineage: Eukaryota; Dinophyceae; Suessiales; Symbiodiniaceae.
AUGCACCGGCAGCAUCUCAGGCAAGUCUUGCAGGCUUGCUUGCUGAUUUCCGACCUGAGCGCCGUUCUUGAAGAUCUGCACCAGCUGCUGGCCAUGGGGGUCCGCCUCAAGGACGUCCUAGAGCAAACGCGUCUUGCUUGCCACAAGGCUUCAGCAGCUUCAGGCGCCAUCCCGCAGAAGUCGAUGCCGUUGAGCAGGCGCACAAGCUUCUGCUGCCGCCUCCUCAAUGUCCCCAAGUCACGAAGGUCACGAAGGAGCAUCGGAAUCGCGGUACAGAGGGUACCGAAGUGCAUACUCCUGCACAUCACCACGGAUGUCGUCCUGCCACCGCUGCGAGUGGACGUGCGAGAGGUGGACAUGGAUGUUGGGGGCGGCGUCAUCGUCCCCUUCACUGUGGCGGAGGACACAGACUUGGAGGCUGUCACCGCAGAAGUCGUGCCAGCAUCCUACUACGACACGCUUGCAAGCUUCGAGUACCAACUGCGGGUCACAAAACGGGACAGGGACAGCCGCAGCAAAGAUGUCCACGUGAAGUCUGAGAGCGCCGAGAAUGCGACCGCGCAGGGCGCUGAGCCAGGGGCCGAGAAUCCGCCGAGCCGAGGCCUCGCCUCCCUUGCGGCGCUCCUCGGCGCCUUCCUGGCCGGCUCGCUGCUUGCUAGCGCUGGCGAUGCUUUCGCCAGCACCAUCAAUCAGAAAUACACAGCACAGGGAAAGUACAUCCCGAAGAAGUACAGAAGGUGGAAACCCACCGUGGUGCUGCUGCAGGACCAUCCCAAGCUUGGCAAGAAGGGCGACGUUGUGACGGUGAAGAAGGGCUACUACCGCAACAUCCUCUAUCCCGAGGGUGUAGCCAAGAGGCAGGAUGCCAGCAUCAUGAAUCAGCUCGAACGCGAGGCCAGGGAGAAAAGCAAGGAGGCAGCACAGGAGUUGGCGGAGGCUAUGAAGAGGAAGGAAGCCGUCGAGAAGCACGGGCCGUUCGUCUUUGAGAAGAAGGUUCGCGAGGACAGGGAAAAUAUCUAUGGGUCCCUCUCGCAGAUCAACGUUGCCGAGGAGAUAGUGAAGGCCACAGCUGUUCCUGUGCGCCAAGUCUCUGUGCAGAUCCCCAAGAUCACGAAAGUCGGCACCUACCGUGGCACCAUCGAAUUCCUCCCCGAAGUCAUUGCGGUUCUCGAGAUCAAGGUGGUCCCCGAAGGCUACCAAGAGGAAGGGGAAGAGGGCGAGGAGGGUGAAGAGGAGGAGGCGUCCGAAUAG